AUGUAUAGAACCGGAGCCUUGAAACAAUUGGACGAUGAACUAGCCAAGCUAAACAUGGACCUCGUCGCACUACAAGAGAUACGCUGGCUAGGCAGUGGUGUGCAGAAUAGGCGUGGCAGUAGCUACGACAUCUACUAUAGCUGCCACGACCGCCACCACAUGCUCGGCACGGGCUUCGCCGUAGGUCAACGUGCGAAGUCCGCAGUCAUUGAUUUCAAGGCUAUAAACGAUAGGCUAUGCUACCUGCGCAUGCGAGGCAAAUUUCAUAAUAUAAGCCUCAUUAACGUUCAUGCCCCUACCGAAGACAAAGAUGAAGAGGAGAAGGACCUGUUUUACGGCCGCCUCGCGAAACUCUAUGAAAGCUGCCCCAGGUAUGACGUCAAAAUCAUCCUGGGGGAUUUCAAUGCUAAAGUCGGUAGGGAGUCGAUGUACCGCCAGUACAUCGGAACCCACAGUCUACACGAGCACAGCAAUGAAAACGGUAGUAGAUUGGUCCAGUUCGCAGCAGCGAGCAAUCUGGUCAUCGGAAGUACCAAGUUUGCGCGACGGGACAUUCACAAAACCACGUGGGUGUCCCCGGAUGGAGCCACUUCCAACCAGAUCGACCACGUGUUGAUUAACCGCCGCCAUCAAUCGAGUCUGUUAAACGAGAACGUCGUGGCAACACCAGAUCUGGCUGGUACGACGAAGAGUGUAGACUUGUGA
This is a messenger RNA of Anopheles coustani, 705 nucleotides long. Its product is annotated as craniofacial development protein 2-like. Bases 1 to 705 code for a protein of 234 amino acids. Gene Ontology annotation, cellular component: nucleus. Gene Ontology annotation, molecular function: catalytic activity. The transcript has 2 exons. The record is from RefSeq and is a predicted model, not a curated record. Lineage: Eukaryota; Metazoa; Arthropoda; Insecta; Diptera; Culicidae. Gene Ontology annotation, biological process: chromatin remodeling.